Messenger RNA from Oryctolagus cuniculus (rabbit), 3187 nucleotides. RefSeq names its product 5-methyltetrahydrofolate-homocysteine methyltransferase reductase (gene MTRR). NCBI's taxonomy places the organism in Eukaryota, Metazoa, Chordata, Mammalia, Lagomorpha, Leporidae. Gene Ontology annotation, molecular function: [methionine synthase] reductase (NADPH) activity; FMN binding; flavin adenine dinucleotide binding. Gene Ontology annotation, cellular component: cytosol. The record is from RefSeq and is a predicted model, not a curated record. Gene Ontology annotation, biological process: homocysteine metabolic process.
CGGGUGCUGAGCGUGCGCCCUGAGGGCGUGCGCGCGGGCGCAGACUUGGCGGCGUGGGCUGUAUUGUACCGUGCGGUGUUGGGGGCUGCGCAGCGUCGAGCUGUGGCUGCAGGCGGGCAUGCGGAGGUUCUUGUUGCUGUACGCCACCCAGCGCGGCCAGGCGAAGGCCAUCGCGGAGGAGAUAUGUGAGCAGGCCAUGGCACACGGGUUCUCCGCUGAUCUUCACUGUAUGAGUGAGUCGGAGAAAUAUAAUCUAAAAACUGAAACAGCUCCUCUUGUUGUCGUCGUCUCUACCACGGGCACCGGAGACCCACCCGACACAGCCCGCAAGUUUGUUAAAGAAAUACAGGACAAGACACUGCCACCUGAUGUCUUUGCACACCUGCGGUAUGGAUUACUGGGGCUGGGCGAUUCAGAAUACACGUUCUUCUGCAAUGGGGGGAAAGUGAUUGACAAACGCCUUCAGGAGCUGGGAGCCCAGCACUUCUAUGACACCGGACACGCCGAUGACUGCGUGGGUUUAGAGCUCGUGGUUGAGCCGUGGAUCGCCGGGCUCUGGGCCGCCCUCACCAAGCACUUUGGGUCCAGCAGAGGACGAGAGGAGAUGAGUGGAGCUCUCCCAGAGGCCCCGAGUGCCUCCUUAAGGACAGAGCCGGUGCAGCCAGAGCUGUUACACAUCGAAUCUCAGGUCCGGCAUCUGAGAUUAGAUGACUCAAGAGGAAGGGACUCGGAGGGUUCGAAACAGAACGCAGUCAGCAGCGCUCAGUCCGGUGCUUUGAUUGAAGGCUUGGAAGCUACGCUCACCCGUUCUGUGCCCCCGCUCUCUCAAGCCUCCCUCAAUAUUCCUGCUUCGCCCCCGGAAUACCUGCAGGUGCAUCUGCUGGAGUCUGCCGGCAAGGAGGAGAGCCAGUCGUCUGUGCCUUCAGCGGAUCCAGUUUUUCGAGUUCCGAUUUCAAAGGCCGUUCAACUCACGAGGAACGAUGCGGUGAAGACCACUCUGCUGCUAGAAUUGGACAUCUCCAAAACAAAUUUUUCUUAUCAGCCUGGAGAUGCCUUCAAUGUGGUCUGUCCCAACAAUGGUCCUGAGGUGCAGAACCUGCUGGAAAGACUGGAGCUCGCAGACAAAAGAGAGCACCGUGUGCUCUUGAGCCUUAAGGCAGACACCAAGAAGAAAGGAGCUGCCUUGCCCCCGCACGUCCCCGAGAGCCGCUCACUCCAGUUCAUUUUCACCUGGUGCCUUGAAAUACGAGCAGUUCCUAAAAAGGCGUUUCUGCGAGCCCUCGUGGACUGCACCAGCGACGGUGCUGAGAAGCGCAGGCUACAGGAGCUGUGCAGCAAACAGGGAGCGGCCGAUUACAACCGCUUCGUCCGAGACGCCAGCGCCUGCCUCCUGGACCUCCUCGUCGCCUUCCCGUCCUGCCGGCCGCCGCUCGGCCUCGUGCUCGAACAUCUUCCUAAACUACAGCCCAGACCAUAUUCAUGUGCAAGCUCCAGUCUGUCUCACCCAGGGAAGCUGCACUUUGUCUUCAACGUUGUGGAGUUUGUGUCCAGCGCCACGACCGUGGUCUUGCGGAAGGGCUUAUGCACCGGCUGGUUAGCUGCGGCGGUCGCCUCAUUUCUUCAGCCAAACACCCAAGACGCACGUGCAGACGGCGGGCAGGGCCUGGCCCCUCAGGUACGCAUCUCUCCUCGGACAGCAAAUUCUUUCCACUUACCCAGUGACCCGUCCACCCCCAUCAUCAUGGUGGGCCCAGGCACCGGCGUAGCGCCCUUCAUUGGCUUCCUGCAGCACAGAGCGAAGCUCCAGGAGCAGCACCCGGGGGGAGACUUUGGAGCAACGUGGCUGUUUUUUGGCUGCAGACAUCAGGAGCGGGAUUAUCUGUUCAGGGCAGAGCUCCAGCAUUUCCUGAAGCAGGGCGUCUUGACUCAACUAAAGGUUUCCUUCUCAAGAGGCGCUCGUGUCGGGGAGGAGGAAGCCCCAGCAAAGUAUGUGCAGGACAACCUCCGGCUUCACCGCCAGCAGGUGGCGAGGAUCCUCCUCCGUGAGGGCGGCUGUAUUUACGUGUGUGGAGAUGCUAAGAACAUGGCCAAGGAUGUCAAUGAUGCCCUUGUGGACAUAAUAAGCAAAGAGGUUGGCGUUGACAAACUAGAAGCAAUGAAAACACUGGCUACUUUAAAAGAAGAAAAACGGUACCUUCAGGAUAUUUGGUCAUAAAACCAGAAAUUAAAGGAAGAGAGUUAAGUGUUUUUGGCUAAAAAUACUAGAAGACAGUUCCACCAAAGCGUCCCUUGUGCAGCAGAACUUCUGGAUUCGAUUUUCACGGCCCCCACCCUCCCCAUGUGCACUGCCAUCGGUACCCCCGGGGACCUUCCAGAACCUGCCAGAGACCUGAACCCACCACAGUGUCUGCAGGUGCGAAGGCUGCCUGGCAUGGGGAGGGGGCAUUGUUCAGACUGACUAGGUGACUGUGCACUUAAGUUGCCUAUACUUUUCAAUAAUGUAACAAGAACUUACAUCAUUUUGUGUGUCCGGUACCUACAAAGAAUAUUCAUAUUAAGGUGUUUAAGUAUACAUGUAGAACAUAUCUGUUACAUGUUUAUAACUAUCAAAUAUUUAUUACCAAAGCUAUAUUUUUAUUAAAAAGGUAUUCUAAGAUAAUUUUUAAGAUAAUGCUCUAUAAUGAGAUUUUAUUUUUAAUGGUGCUAUAAAUGUGAAAUAUAUUUUGCAAUUUCAUUCUGGUACAUGAUUUAGCACAAUUCAUUCUUUUUAAUGUCACAAUUUCAGAAUUUAAAGAUAUUUGCCUUUAGUUUAUAAAUGCCAGCAUGUGCACAUUUUAGUAAAAUGAAAUCUUUUUCUCUCUUCGUUCCUCACCGAGUCCUUUCAUUCCUGUUCUUGGUGUGUUUUUGGGUUUUCCCACGUAAUUUCUUUUACUUCCAUGCUGUCACUCAAACUGUAUUCUGGAUUUAGAAUGCAGACUUCAAUUAGUAGUGCAUUUUAGAGUCCCAGUGUCAGAUUCUCUCAAAAUUUGUCAAAACAGGAAGAAAAAAAGGACUGUAAUAACUUUUGUUUUAGACUCUAGUAUGUAGUAUCUCUCAUUUACUAUCUUGGCAUUUGAAAACAAAUCUCUUAUGUGUCAAAGGCUUCUGGUUAUUUUGAGAAAUAAAGAUCUGAAAAAAUACAGCAUAA